Molecule: messenger RNA, 858 nt
Organism: Haemorhous mexicanus (house finch)
Lineage: Eukaryota; Metazoa; Chordata; Aves; Passeriformes; Fringillidae
Product: histone H1.8
Exons: 5
Coding region: 1-858 (285 amino acids)
Biological process (GO): nucleosome assembly
Cellular component (GO): nucleosome
Molecular function (GO): DNA binding
Source: RefSeq, a predicted model, not a curated record
AUGGAGCCUCAGCUGGUCCCUGUUCCAGCAGCCAAGGCCGCCGGCAUCGCCCCGCGCUGCCAGGCCCCGCACCCUCCAACCCUGCAGAUGGUCAAGGAGGCACUGCGGGCCCAUGAUGAGAAGAAGGGCGCCUCUGUCGUUGCCAUCAAGCGUUUUAUCCUGAACAAGUACCCCAGUGUGGACCCCAUCCGCCUCAAGUAUCUGCUGAAGCAGGCGCUGAGCAAGGGGCUGAGCUGCGGGGACCUGGUGCGGCCCCACAGGUCGACUGCUGUGGGGGCCACUGGCACCUUCAAGUUAGCGCACAAGAAACCAGGGCACAAGCAGCAGCUGGGCCAGGCAGCUCCUGACAGAGGCCAGGCCCCAAAGCCAGGACAAAAAGUGAGCACCAAGGACCCCCAGGCCCCCGUGGCAGGAGCACAACCCGGAGGUGCCGCCAAGCAGCAGCCCAAGGUGAAGCCCGUGAAGGCCCAGCCACAAGCAGCAGAGAAGCCCAGGAGCAAUAGAGCGAAGCAUCCCCAAGCUGCUGACCAGCCCCAGGCUCGUGGCCCGGGGCCUUCAGGGCCCCCACAGGCUGCUGGCCACCGCCAGGCCCCCCAAAAAGGACGCUCAGGACCCAGCACAGCUCGGGCUGCUGAGAAGGCGGGAGGGAGCGACAGCGACAGCUCUGAUAGUGCUGGGGCAAAGGCCCCCAGGGGAAAGAGCAAGGGGAAGGUGCCCAAGGGGGCACGGCAGGAUGCCCCCAAGGCACAGGGAGGUCAAGACAAGGCAAAGAAACCCCGUGUGACUGCAAGAGCUGGGCAGGGGAAGGCUAGGAUGAAGAAGGCAGCCCCCCUGGCAGCAGACAGAAAGGCUCCAUAG